This is a messenger RNA of Manacus vitellinus (golden-collared manakin), 1617 nucleotides long. RefSeq names its product protocadherin gamma-A5-like. Gene Ontology annotation, cellular component: plasma membrane. Bases 1 to 1617 code for a protein of 538 amino acids. NCBI's taxonomy places the organism in Eukaryota, Metazoa, Chordata, Aves, Passeriformes, Pipridae. The transcript is spliced from 5 exons. The record is from RefSeq and is a predicted model, not a curated record. Gene Ontology annotation, biological process: homophilic cell-cell adhesion. Gene Ontology annotation, molecular function: calcium ion binding.
AUGUGCGCGGCGGGGAGGCGCUGGGGCCGGCGGCAGCGAGUGCUGCUGUGGGGCGUCCUGCUGGCGGCCUGGGAGGCGGCGUGGGGGCAGCUGCGCUACUCGGUGCCCGAGGAGAUGCCCAAGGGCUCGUUCAUCCGCGUGACGGUGCUGGACGCGAACGACAACGCGCCCGUGUUCAGCCAGGCGGAGUACACGGUGCGUGUGCCGGAGGACGUGCCCGUGGGCUCUGUCCUCGUUACCGUGACGGCCACCGACGACGACGAGGGUCUGAACGGACACGUGAAAUAUUCGUUUAAGAAAAUAAUAGAUAAAGAGUCGCAGAUUUUCCUGCUUGAUUCUGAGACAGGAGCGAUCACACUUUUGCGAAGCCUGGACUUCGAGGAAGGCGAUUCCUUCAAACUGGAGGUUCAAGCACAUGAUGGUGGAGCUCUCUUCGACACAGCUAAAGUCGUAGUCACCGUGACAGAUGUGAACGACAACGCUCCUGAACUGAUAGUGUCGUCGGCGCUGAGUGCGAUCUCGGAAGACGCCCCGACAGGGACGGUGGUGGCCCUGCUGCACGUGCAGGAUCAAGACUCGGGAGCAAACGGGGAGGUGCGCUGCUCCCUCGACGGAGGUGUCCCGUUCCGACUAGAGAAAUCCUAUGAGAGCUACUACCGCGUGGUGACAGCGAGAGAGCUGGACCGGGAGCAGGAGUCGGAGUACAACGUGACGGUGCGGGCGGCCGACGGCGGUCGUCCGUCGCUGCAGAGCAGCAGGGUGCUGUGUGUGCGGGUGCUGGACGUGAACGACAACGCGCCGGUGUUCUUGCAGGAGCGCUACAGCGCUCGGCUGUCGGAGAACAACGUGGCGGGCGCGCUGGUGCUGCGGGUGCGGGCGACGGACUCGGACUGGGGGGAGAACGCGCGCGUGCGGUACCGGCUGGGGGAGGGUGGUGUGCGGGGCUCGGCGCUGUCGUCGUACGUGUCGGUGCAGGCGGAGACGGGCGCGCUGUACGCGCUGCGCUCGUUCGAUUACGAGGAGGUGCGCGAGGUGGGGCUGUGGGUCUGGGCGGAGGACGGCGGCUCGCCGGCGCUGAGCAGCAACGUGUCGGUGCGGCUGGUGAUCGUGGACGAGAACGACAACGCGCCGCAGGUGCUGUACCCGCCGGCGGCGGGGGCGUCGGGCUCGGGGUGGGCGGGCGUGGAGCUGGCGGCGCGGUCGAGCGAGGCCGGCGCGCUGGUGGCCAAGAGCCACCUCCGCUUCUCGGCCGCCAGCUGCUGCGACACCCUGCCGGCCCGGCCGCCGCCCGACGAGCCCGCGCCGCUGCUCGGAGACCAGGAACCUGCCGGUCCCAAGCACGAGAACCCCGCCCCUCUCUCGGGAAAUGGACUGGGCAACAUCUGGUCCAUUGAUGAUGUCUGUCUGCCUGUUAUGAAGAUGAAGGAUUGGGUUGCAAGCAGUGACUGUGCCGGGAGGAGGCUGCGGGCGCCGCUGUUGCCCGAGAGGAGCGAGAGGAAGGUCGGAGCGCUGCAGCCCCGCCCGCUGCGGCCCGGCUCGAUCGCUGGAUCGCUGGAUUCCUGGGUCGGCAGCCGGAUUGCGGUCUGCGAUUGUGCCUGCGGAGCUGAUCCCUGCUGA